Xenopus laevis (African clawed frog) is the source of this 1611-nucleotide messenger RNA. RefSeq names its product N-myc and STAT interactor L homeolog (gene nmi.L). The record is from RefSeq and is marked validated. The transcript has 10 exons. Lineage: Eukaryota; Metazoa; Chordata; Amphibia; Anura; Pipidae. Gene Ontology annotation, cellular component: extracellular region; cytoplasm; nucleus. The coding region runs from base 203 to 1354 and encodes 383 amino acids.
ACUUUCUGUUCUAGAGAAACGGAAGAACACUAAUAUAUGUGGCAGAUCUCUUUUAUUAGCUAAAGCGCGUUAGUCAGGCACCCAAAGUUAAUAUAUUAGAUCAUUCUGACAGUAUUUACAGUGAGCACUGCGAAUAUUCUUGGGCAAUUGGGAUUGGCGCUACUCCUAAAAACAGACUUGUCUACACUGGAUUGUCAAAGCCAUGGAUACAAAAAUGGAGCACUCUGGUAACCACUUGGAGGAGGAUUUGUACAACUCUGAGUCUCAGAAUACAAGCAAGGAAUGUCGUGGGGGUCUCCUUGGGGAAUAUGACAACUGGAAGCAACAAGAGGACAUGGCAGAAAAACACAGGGCUAACAUGCUUAUGGAGAAAGUAGAUGCAAAUGAUAACAAAAUUCGACUUCAGCGUCAGUUGGAAGAACUCAGCAAUAAGCAAGAGAGUAUCGAAGAAGAGAAAUUAGACAGACAGAAUCAGUUUAAGAGAGAAUUGGAGCAGCUGAAAACGGGGAAUUCAGAAUUACAGAAGGAGAUUCAGGAGCUCGAAAAAACCUUGCAAAAAGAGAAAGAUGCUUUGGAAGAUAUGAAGGCAGAGCUACAGAUUGAAAACACAUUGCCACAAAAAAACAUAAAUUUUAAGUCUGAAGAAACCCCCAUGGAUGGAGAAUCUUCUCCAGACAUAUCCUAUAAGUGCUUUGUUACAAUAAAUGGUGGCAGUAUCCUGCAAAGUGGGCAGACUCUUUUGACUUUUGAAGACAAUGACGUUGCUAGAAGCGUUAUUAAGAAAGGAAAAUACAAACUAGACUUUGAAGAUACGUCAGUUGAGGUGACUGCAAAACCAAUUAACUUUAACAAGACAACCCAAUUUGAGAUUAACAUGAACAUAUCCAAGAAGCGUCUGUGUGUUUACAAUCUCCCUGCUGAGCUUUCUGAUGAGCACUUGAGAGACAAACUGGAGCUGCUCUUUUACAAACCAAGCAUAGGAGGGGGCGAGAUAGAGGGUGUGCAGUUUGACAGAAGCAAGGAUUUGGCUUUCAUUGAUUUCCUUCAGUCUGGAGUGGUUGAACGGCUUGCAAAACAGAAACACUUUGAGUUUUCUGCUCAUAAUGUUCUUCACCAGAUUACAGUGAAACCAUAUAUAGACAUGAAACUGAAUAAGUUGCAGAUGUUCACUGGCAUGUCCCCAAAGUCAGUGCUGCUGGACGGGAUAAAGGGAGUUGAGGAAAGUGAAGAUGACAUUCAGGAUAUUGUGCAGAUAUUUUUUCAGAAGCCGACCAAUGGGGGAGGAGAGGUGGAGCACAUUUUACACUCUCAGAACAGGAAACGAGUGGCUGAAUUUGAACCAGAUCUCGGUUAAAGGGGAUGCCAGUUUGCUGCUCAACCUGGUGUUAUCCAUUUGUUUCUGGAUUACAACUCUCAACUUAUUAUCUAGAGUUAAGGCAGGCAGGGAGCUCUAGCCCUGCAAUAUCAGGGGGUUUUCAGGGGGUUUGAUUGAUAAAAUUUUUACUAGCUCUUUAGGGCAAGCAGCCCACAUAAUACAAGAGGAUGUUUCAAUGAAUCCUGUUUACUUUAUUUAUGUGAUUAGCAUUGGAGACAUUAAAUACAAACACCCAA